CUGAGUAAAGAGUUCCUUGUCUCACGCCUCUCACCAGUCGAAGCCUUGAUCGUGAGCUCACUCUGAGCCGGAGGAGAAGUGAAAAGGAAUAACUCGCUUCCGGCUCCAUUCCGCCGUUUUGCUUCGUCGGCAAGCCUUCUUGGCUUUUCUUGUUUAUGUUUUUUGAUUUGAUCGAAACGUACAAUCGAGAGCGUUUUCGCGUUCUUUUUGAUAGGGAAUUGGAAUGGGUGAUUAUAUGAGUAGCGAUGGCGAAUAUUAUUACGACGAUUACGAAGAUGAUAAUGGUGAUUGUUGCGACGACGAUGACGGAGAUGACUCUUUGGUUGGAUUUCAAGCCCUCGAGCCUGAGUUGCUUUCGGCCUACGCGAACCUUCCUUCCAUUAAGGUGAUCACAAAGGAGUCACUCUUGGCUGCUCAGAAGGAGGAUUUACACAGAGUAAUGGACUUGUUAUCUUUGAAAGAACACCAUGCGAGAACAUUGCUUAUUCAUUAUGGUUGGGACGUGGAUAAGGUGCUUGCAGUGCUUGUUGAGUAUGAUAAAGAUAAAUUGUUUGCUGCAGCCGGUGUACAAGUGCUGGAUGAUCAUGCUCUUUUCUCGUACCAGUCAUCGUCUUCUACCUUUAUGUGCAAUAUUUGCUAUGAUGAUGUAUCGGGCAAUAUGCUGACUGUUAUGGACUGUGGUCAUUACUUUUGCAAUGACUGUUGGACUGAACAUUUUCUUGUGAAGAUAAAUGGGGGCCAGAGUAGACGCAUUAGAUGCAUGGCACACAAGUGUAAUGCUGUUUGUGAUGAAGAAAAAAUCAGACAAUUAGUUAGCAGAAGGGACCCAAAUCUGUCGGAGAAAUUUGAUCGUUUUCUUUUAGAAUCAUAUAUUGAGGACAAUAGAAGAGUUAAAUGGUGCCCCAGCGUCCCUCAUUGUGGAAAUGCACUACGGAUUGAGGAUGACGAACUUUGCGAGGUUGAAUGUCCAUGUGGCAUGCAGUUUUGUUUUAGUUGUUUAUCUGAAGCUCAUUCACCUUGUUCUUGUCUCAUGUGGGAACUCUGGUCCAAGAAGUGCCAUGAUGAAUCAGAGACAGUUAAUUGGAUUACAAUCAACACAAAGCCUUGCCCAAAAUGUCGCAAACCAGUUGAAAAGAAUGGAGGCUGCAACCAUGUAUCCUGUUUCUGUGGGCAAUCAUUUUGUUGGCUCUGUGGUGGUGCUACUGGUAAAGAACACACGAAUACAUCUAUUGCUGGUCACAGUUGUGGGCGGUAUAAGGACGACAAUGAGAAGAAACGCGUGCUUGCAAAGCACUACCUUGAGCGCUAUAUUCACUACCACAAUCGAUAUAAAGCUCAUAUAGAUUCUUUUAAGCUUGAAUCUAAGUUGAAGGAAUCAAUAAUGGAAAAAAUAAACAUACUGGAGGAAAAUUUAUCAACAUCUAAAGAUUUCAGUUGGAUAAUAAAUGGACUCUACAGGCUCUUUAGAUCAAGGCGGAUUCUUUCAUAUUCUUAUGCAUUUGCAUACUAUAUGUUUGGUGAUGACCUAUUCAAAGAUGAAAUGAGCAAGACAGAGAGGAAAAUGAAACAAAAUUUGUUUGAGGAUCAACAGCAGCAAUUUGAGGCUAAUGUUGAGAAGCUUUCUUCAAUUUUAGAGGAGAAGUUUGAUAACUACUCCGAGAAUGACAUUCUGAGUUUUAGAAUGAGGAUUAUUGCUCUUUCUGUGACUACAGAUAAUCUCUGCCGAAACUUGUAUGAAUAUAUCGAGACAGAUUUGUUGGGUUCCCUCCAGCGGACAGUUCAGAGAAUAGCUCCUUACAGGUCAAAGGGUGUGGAGAAAGCCUCAUCCUAAUUAUUGGGACACUGAGAUUCAUAUAUGCUACUAACCUAGGUGAAAUGAUGGGUCUUCUCGGCUAUUAUUCAGCUUCCAGGGUCAGUUUAGGUGCUCUACCAAACAAUCAAUCUGUGGGAGAGAAAGAACAGAAGUGCUGAUCUUAACUUGCGCUCUGAGGAAAGCAUGAAGAAAAAUCAUUGAUUCCUCAGCGUUGAUGUAUAGAUAGGAAGCAGUUUAUUAGGAGCAGGCUGUUGCUUUUUGCAUAAAUGUUGACAUUAAUGUCUAUAAGUGUAAUUUUCAGGAACUUAGGAUUGUUUAAAAACGCCUUUAAAUAUCUAUUUAUCUAUCUAUGUACUCGAUGAAAGAAGAAGAUUAUAAAAUAAUGUUUAUUCUAUCAUAAAUUGAAUAAGAUUAGGUUGAUGAA
Theobroma umbraticum is the source of this 2237-nucleotide messenger RNA. Its product is annotated as putative E3 ubiquitin-protein ligase ARI2. The record is from RefSeq and is a predicted model, not a curated record. Lineage: Eukaryota; Viridiplantae; Streptophyta; Magnoliopsida; Malvales; Malvaceae. Gene Ontology annotation, biological process: protein ubiquitination. Gene Ontology annotation, molecular function: ubiquitin-protein transferase activity; zinc ion binding.